UCGCCAUCAACGCGUUACCCGUCCGCGUGGACAACCCCUUCGCCCGACGGCGUAGAGUGCAGCAAGCUCCGGGCCGACCGCGCCUACUCGGCGGUGGGUGAUCUGUCCAAGUUCCAGAUCACGAGCUUGAACUUCCUCGACGGCCAAGUCCUCAAGCUGUGGGACGUCACCAACUACACAACUGCGACGGCGACUUCCAACGGACGGCAAGGUGUGCUCUGGUCGGACAAGACCCAGUGCCCCGAGUUCGAGAAUUCGUUUACCUACGCCCCGGUCGACGCCGCGAGCGCUGAGAACUCGGUGCGCAUCAAGCUCGACGACCUCCAGAUCAAGUUCGAGGUGACCGCUGCCUACGUGCGCAACCAGACCGGAUGGUGUACGUUGUUGAUUGCCUUCAUCGUCGUCUUCUUCUUCUUGGCCGCUGAGUGCUCACCCAACUAG
Molecule: messenger RNA, 441 nt
Organism: Acanthamoeba castellanii str. Neff
Lineage: Eukaryota; Discosea; Longamoebia; Acanthamoebidae
Exons: 3
Source: RefSeq, a predicted model, not a curated record